Molecule: messenger RNA, 660 nt
Organism: Monomorium pharaonis (pharaoh ant)
Lineage: Eukaryota; Metazoa; Arthropoda; Insecta; Hymenoptera; Formicidae
Product: lipopolysaccharide-induced tumor necrosis factor-alpha factor
Exons: 4
Coding region: 169-519 (116 amino acids)
Molecular function (GO): zinc ion binding
Source: RefSeq, a predicted model, not a curated record
AACCGAUAUAUAGAACUAAUGUAGAGUCCACACUCUACCCCACUCACGUUGAUAACUCCGUCAGUGUGACUUUGGUACGUGUGGCGAGCAUUCGAGUGCUGGCGUCCUGUGAACGAGCGUUCUCUGGCGUAACAGACGGUAAUCAAAACGCAUAGCGUUAAACUAUAAAUGGAAAAAAUGGAGCCACCUAGUUAUAAUACAUCGCCACCAUACCCUUACCCACAGCCGCCACCAACAUCGCCACCACCAUCAAUGCCACCACCACCACAUACUGUACAUAUCAUAACGGGUACGGCCUUUAAUAAGGAGAGUCAACAUAUGACCUGUCCACACUGCCAUGCUACUAUAUCUACACGCGUAGACACGGAAGCGAACACGAAAACACAUUUGAUGGCGGGACUUCUCUGUAUAUUGGGAUGUUGGUGUUGCGCACCGUGCCCUUACUGUAUGGACAGCUGUCAAGUGCACAAGCAUUACUGCCCGGCAUGCGGCUCUUUCCUCGGAGCUUCUCAAAAUUGAUUAAAUCUAGGCGAAAUACGAAGGAGAUACUGCAGAAUUAUAUUAUCGUCAAUUUAAAAAAUUCUUAAAAAUAAUUUUAAAAUUAAUUUAACUAAAAAAUCCUUCCCAUGCCCUUACAUAUAUGUAUACACAAUCUAGAGA